Cotesia congregata is the source of this 936-nucleotide messenger RNA. The record is from the annotation of a GenBank genome assembly. Lineage: Eukaryota; Metazoa; Arthropoda; Insecta; Hymenoptera; Braconidae.
AUGGAGUCAAAUGCCGCAGCAAAGUUUGAGUUUAAGACUUUUGUGUGUAUUAUACCACGGCAUAAUACAACAGCUCAAGUUUUAGCAAGAGCAAGACAGGAUGUUUUUAAUGGUCACCUAGAAAAAAAAAAAAACUAUAAAAUAUUGACCAAAAUUUCAGAUGCAGUAACAACUCUUGCCCGUCAGUCGGAGAAUAAGACACUGGUGCUAUUCGAGCAAGUCUACAGAUCAAUGUCACUGCUCAGCAGACCAUCUAUAAAAGCACUGUACCAAGCAAUGGUGGAAUACGUGUCGCCCAGCAACACACCAGACACCCUGCAGCAGCCCUUGAGCCGUGAUAUGCUUCAAGAGCGAUUCACUGAAUUCUUCACCCGACUGUUCCCGAUAGCGUAUCACCGGGCAGUUAAUCCUCAUCAGGUGGACUUUACCGAUAAAUUCAAGGAUUGUCUGUACAAAGCCAUGGACGAAAUCCAGCCAUUCGGUGAUAUUCCUAAGCAAAUAUCUAAAUCAGUGAGCAAGAGCUUGGAAGCGACUCGGGUUCUCGUUCAAGCUCUAACUCUCGGCAAGACAGUUCUUGACCGUACCGACAGUGUCCUGUUCUACGCGACGACUCCGCAGCAGGUUUCAUGCUACGAAGCGCUCUUGAGGAUGACUUAUUGCCCCAAGUGCUCCGGGUACGGCUCUUCCAUUCGUCCUUGCGGUGGUCUCUGCACCAAUGUCAUGAGAGGCUGUUUGACUGAACCGGCUUCAGAAUUAGAUCUAGCAUGGUCUGGUUACGUCGAGACUGUUGAGCGUCUAGUUAUAGCUGUUGACGGGCGAACUGAUCCCCUCGGAUUGAACGCUGAGAGGGCGAUCAGACAGCUGGAUACCCGUAUUUCUGAUGCUAUUAUGUACGCCAUGGAAAACGGUCCUGCACUUGAAGAAAAGGUACUGUAA